AGAGUCAUAAUAAUUAUCGAUGAUAGCUACCAAAUUUUAUUCGCAAGAUUCGCGCUUAUGAAUAGUGAAAUGUGAAUACUUCAGUAAUUAAAAUUACUUAUCAAUUAAAGGUAACACAAUAAGUGCAGUGUGAUAUAAGGGCAAUAUUAAAACAGUAUUGCAAAAUUUUAACAAUAUAAUUUAUUAGAUCCAGAAAGUUAAGCUAGAGUAGUAAGAAAUGACUGCCAACGGAAUAGUUAAUAAGAAAUUUCCCUGCAAUACAAUAUGUAAUGUCAUCAAAUGUUGGCAAUGGGAUAUAUCUCCAUUUAUUGAGAAUGUAAAACAGAACAGCACAAAGUAUGCAGUUGUCAUUUUAAAUCGUCCUAUAACUCAAAAACAGGACUUUGUCAAGAGUUUGUGGAAUAAUGCAACAAUCAGAGUGACAGUAGAUGGUGGGACAACUCAUUGGAACAAUUUUUAUAGUAGCCUUGUAAAUGAAGACAAAAAUAAUAUCAGGUUGCCUGAUUUAAUAACUGGUGAUUUUGAUUCUAUCACCCAAGAUGUUCUGCAGGAAUUUAAAAAGAAAGGUUGUGAGGCUGUACACACACCUGACCAAAACCACACAGACUUUACGAAGGCCCUAAUGGAAUUGAAUAAAUAUAAUGAACAGCAUAAAAUAGAGUUGGAUCACAUUGUAACAUUAGGCCAGAAUUCAGGCCGCAUUGACCAAAUUCUCGGCAAUAUUCAGACACUAUUUCUGGUCAGAGAAAUGCACAUACUGCCGCCUAAAACAAAUGUGUAUAUCAUGUCUGAUGAUACGGUAUCCUGGCUUCUUUCGCCUGGUGACCAUGUUAUUUGUGUGCCAGAGGAGACCAGGACGUUUAGACGGUCGUGGUGCUCUUUGGUGCCUAUUGGAGAAGGUUGUGAGGCGGUUACAACUAGUGGACUUAAGUGGAACUUGAAUAAUCAGCCUUUAAAAUUUGGCUCCCUCGUGAGUACGUCGAACACAUUUGAUCCAUCGGGAUUUGUUAAAAUAAAAUGUAGUCACACUCUACUGUGGUCAAUGAGGGUGCCGAGUUUAACUGAAAAGCAACGUUAAAGCUGUUUACAAAUAAUACUUAAGCCAAACAAAGGAAAUGGGUUUCUUAGCAUUAGCUGUAUAAUGAAUCCAAUCACACAAAAAUACUCGAUUUACGUAAUUUUACCCCAUAGUAGUUCUUAAUAUCGACCAUAGGAAACUUCAGCCCAACUUAAAAUGCUUGUAAUUGUUAAAUUAAUAUUGAAUUUUGUAUUUAUCAUAAGCAGCAAUGUUCAACUCCAAUAUAAUCCUUAUAGUGUAUGCAAUAAGUACAAAUACUAAUUCUUAUCGUUUCUUAUCACCCAUGUAAACUUUUCAACAUUAAAAGACUACAGCCUUA
Pieris rapae (cabbage white) is the source of this 1397-nucleotide messenger RNA. Its product is annotated as thiamin pyrophosphokinase 1. The transcript is spliced from 8 exons. NCBI's taxonomy places the organism in Eukaryota, Metazoa, Arthropoda, Insecta, Lepidoptera, Pieridae. Gene Ontology annotation, molecular function: thiamine diphosphokinase activity; thiamine binding; ATP binding. Gene Ontology annotation, biological process: thiamine metabolic process; thiamine diphosphate biosynthetic process. The coding region runs from base 218 to 1078 and encodes 286 amino acids. The record is from RefSeq and is a predicted model, not a curated record.